AUGGCAAUGACAGAAGCAUCCCUAGUACCUAUCUUGAGGCGUCUCAUUCCUGGCCUGUCGAUUUACACUUCGGGCAAUUCCAACUUCCAAGAUUGCCUUAAGUUUUAUAACCAUGCCUUGGACGAGCAACCUUUGGUCUGUGUUAAACCUGUAAUAGACCAGGAGGUUGCCCAGGUGAUUCAAUUUUGCAACACAAGUGGUAUCCCAUUUUGCGUUCGCUCCGGCGGCCAUGACUUUUUCGGUCGCUCUUUGAUUAAGGGUGGCGUUCUUAUCGACAUGCGCGCAAUCGAUUCAAUUAUAGUUGAACCAGGUCGAGCCAGUGCGCGAGUCGGCGGGGGUGUGAUUGCCGGCACCCUGCAAGAAACACUUGGCUCCCAGGGCCUGUUCACCCCGACUGGACAGACAAAUACUGUGGGAUAUGUUUCAUGGGCUUGUGGUGGGGGAUAUGGCUUCUACGUUGGAACCUACGGUUUCGGGGUCGACCAGAUCCUCGGGGCUAGGAUUGUUAACACCGAUCAAGAUCCGGAAUUGCUCUGGGCGCUACGAGGCGCCGGCGCAGGCACAUUCGGCAUUGUGACCGAGCUUCGAGUGAAGGUCUACCCGGCACCCGACUUGUAUGCUGGGCUCCUUGCUUUCCCCUUAAGCGAUGCUGCGGCUGUUAUGGACCGAAUCGACAAGCUCUUAGAUAAGGACUUCCCCGAUGAAUUUAGCGGAGACGCUAUUGCCGCGCAUCCUGAAAUGAUUCCGAUGCCACUAUCCGAGCCUUGCUUGGUUCUGUUUUGGUGCUGGACUGUGACCAACGAGGGCCUUGCACCAGCAAAAAGAUUCCUCGACCAGAUGGUCCAGGUCGGCAAGGUUUUGGGAAAUACAGUCACGGAGACUACCCCAACCGCCUAUGGCGCAGGAGAUACAUCAUCACCCACUUUCGUUCGCAGUCGGAACGUUGACCGGAUGCAACACAAAGUCGGCGCCAUCCUUGCACAGCAGCCUCCUCCCUAUCCGAUGUCCAUAGUCAUCUUUCACAAUAACCAUGGGAAGGGGGUUCGGGAUGGAAUCGCGGAUGAAGUCGGGGCGGCCUUUGCGAAUCGAUACAAACAUGUCAUUCUUGGGUUCCAUGGUGGCACAAAAUCUGGAUCUGCUGACGCCCAGGACGUUUCCGACGCGGCCACAUGGGUCACAGAACUGAGAGAUGCGAUUGAUAAGGGACGAGCUUGCCUUGCAAGGAGGGUGGAUGUAGAACAGUUCUUCGGGGCAGAGGGGGCGGCAAGACUGCGGCGUCUGAAAGCACGGCUGGACCCGGACAAUAUAUUUUGCCAUGCACUGCCGGGUCUCGGGCAGGCUAAAUAG
Penicillium mononematosum is the source of this 1347-nucleotide messenger RNA. Its product is annotated as FAD-binding oxidoreductase. The record is from RefSeq and is a predicted model, not a curated record. The coding region runs from base 1 to 1347 and encodes 448 amino acids. NCBI's taxonomy places the organism in Eukaryota, Fungi, Ascomycota, Eurotiomycetes, Eurotiales, Aspergillaceae. The transcript has 4 exons. Gene Ontology annotation, molecular function: FAD binding; oxidoreductase activity.